GAACACUCGGAGGCUAUACUCCUGCUACUGUAUAUAGGGGAUGAUUUGUAUCUCUCAUAGUCAUUUUGCCUUCUUUUCAACCACAGCACUCUCUUUUUAAAGGUUUGAAGUUACUUCCUGGGCUUAUGGAGAAUGGAGGCAUUUACAAUCAUGGUGGUCCUUCAUGUCAUAGUCUCCUGUCAAGCUAAACUGUACAUAAACCAGUUGUCCAGGCCAUGCUCCUGGAAUGUGACCUCUCCAGGACAAAACCAGAGCGUGGCUAUUUUCAGGAAAGCGGCUCUGCACACCCUUGCCUCUGGUGUCUGCAAGGCCCUAGGAUGUGGGGAGGUCUACAUGCUAAAUGAUAGCGCAGCACAGCACAACACCAACUGUCUGGCAGGCUGCACUUACCACAACCAUGAACUGAUCAACUGCACCAGGACAGCUGAGGGAGAUUGCAGGAUCGUGUCUCGGGUCCUCUGUGCUGUUCCCUCCAUAAUCCCAACAUCCGACCCCUGCGUCUGGAACCUCAGCUCUCCCAAAUUAGCCAUUGCUCUCACUGAGGAGUACAAGCGCCGUCUGUCCAGUGAGAUAUGUAGAAGCACACACUGUGGAGAAGUGUUUUGGCAGGAUGACCUUACCAGGGUGCUGAACAACAGUGUAUGCCUCACCGACUGUGUUUACCACAACUUCCAUUUGUGGAACUGUUCAACCGUGAGCAGGAGUGAUUGCUCUCUUCUUUCCAAAAUCAUCUGUGGUAACCACAAGGUCCGACUGGCUGGAGGCAGCCAUCCCUGUGCCGGCCGGGUGGAGCUGUGGCGGGGGGAGCAGUGGGGCACGGUAUGCGAUGAUGGGUGGGACGUACGGGAUGCGGACGUGGUGUGUGCGCAGCUCGGCUGUGGAUAUGCCCUCUCGGUCACGGGGCAGGGGGGCCAGUACAGCCUGGGCAUGGGCCCUGUUCACCUGGACGAGCUGAACUGCACAGGGAAAGAGAGGAACCUGUGGGAAUGUCCCGCCAUCCUGGACAACCAUGACUGUGGACACAAGGAGGACGCCGGAGUCGUGUGCUCAGAAUAUAAGGCUCUGCGGCUGACUGGAGGACUGGACCAUUGCUCAGGCAGAGUUGAGGUCCACCGGAAUGGAUCAUGGGGGACAGUGUGUGAUCCCUGCUGGGAAAUUGAAGAAGCAUCUAUGGCCUGCACCAUGUUGGGUUGUGGGAGUGUGAAAGAGUUCAAAACGUUUGACAAACCUUUUACUCACAAAAAUGGAUCACUCUGGUAUUACAUGUGUCAACUGAAACAUACAAACCUGUGGCAGUGUAAGGAACUUGUGAACAAUCCCCAUGUCUGUAAAGAUACAAAUGCUGCAGGGGUGAUAUGUGAAAAAUCCCUGGGUCUGUCUGGGCCUACCACUUCAAACCCAUCCACUCUUAUCAUAACUGCAGGGCAAAUGACCACAGCAGGACUCAAAUGGAAGUGGUCUCUGGAAUUGCUGAUCUGCAUUGGACUGUCCAGUGUGCUUCUGAUCGCUUUUACCAUAAAUGUUAUCCUUUGUUGCCUAAUAAGAAAAGGUAGAAGAAAAGGCCACAUUGUUCAACAGCAACACAACAGCCUCCAACCUACCAUCAAGACCACGGAGAACCAGUACGAAGAUUCUAUCCACCUCGUCAAGGUCAUCAGCAGCAACGGCGAGCCCAGUGCUCAGACAGUACCCCCGCCGAUGUGGACCCAAAGCAGCAUUGAGAGUGGCUCCUACGACACGGACUACGAACCAAGUGAGAGCGUGCCAGAUGCAACUUUCCCCUUAUCCACCUUCCGCAACUCUAUGCGGUACAGUGCAGAUGGUUGCGCUCCGGCAGUGAAAGGCACCCACCUGCUGAGUGUGAAUGAGGAAGAUUCAGGUGUUCCUGGUCAUCCCACGGUGCUGGAAUACCCUGUGCAGAACCUGUCUACAACACAUACUCCCACUGGUGAAUUCCAAGGCCUCACUGCAGCCAGUAGUGCAGACUCAUUUGACUCCUCCAGCACCUCAUCUGGAGAAUGGUAUGAGAAUACAGGCCAUAAUGCUGCAGAUCUGAACACCGAGAUUUAUGAAAACACUGAAGAGAACAGGACUGACCAGCAAACUGGAACACUGUACUGCCCUGUGCCUACCACCCAUGACACUGAGAACACCCUGGAUCAAACAAUAGACACUUGCCAAGACAGCGUCCUGUCAAUCCAUAACCAGGAAACGAGUCCGUGCAGUGGACAUGACUCGCCCAUCUACUCUUCCGUGACCCGCGACUCACAGCUCUACUCCUCUGACUGCGAUUAUGAUGACAUUGGUAACUACUAAGGGAAUCCAACCAGUGACAGGACCCUUGUCUUACUGAUGCACAGGCCUCUUUUUUUUUGUUUCAUUCUGCUCAGAUAGUAAAACUUGUCUCUUUUAUGCAUAUCACUUAUAAUCUCACAUGUGCUUUCAUUUUUCAUUCAUUUGUGACUCCUACUUUAUGAUGAAUUGAUUCUAAUAGCAAAUAUCUCCAGUCCUCCUCCUGGAGCGUGACUUGUCUGCAGAGUUUGGCUCCAGGCCAGAUCUACCACACCUAAUUCAGCAAGUUAAAGAGCUUUGAAGACACUAAUUGGCUGGAUCAAGUGAGUUAGGUUUGGGUUGAAGCUAAACUCCACUUGGGCUAGCUCUCCAGGAGGACGUUUGGAGAUUUCUGAUCUUAAUUUUGUUUGCACUUCAGCCUAUUGGAACAAUACGCACCUGAGAAGCUCUGUUCAGAGUCUGUGUGUUAGUGUGUCUGGAAUCACACAUCACCUGACCAUGUAUUUGCAUUCAUUAGAUAUAUGACAUAAGUAAAUGCUCUUUGUUAUGAUGCAGGUACCUAUUACAAUAAUAAAAUGUAACACAAAUGCCUGUAAUUAGGCACAGGGAAAAAUCAAUAUACUCACAAUUUCAGACAGUACAUAAAUGACGUGCAGCUCAAACCUUACCGACAUUCCCCUCAAAGAACCUUUAUUUUAACACAUUUUCACACUUUUAAAUAAUUUUAAUAUGUUGAAUAUCAAAAUCCUAGAAAAAAUGUAUUUUAGAGUAAUGACAUUUAGCUACUGUAAUUAAAUUGUUUUUUAAAUAACUUGAAAAUAUAGUUGUGGAUUGCAGUUAUUGAAUACGACCACACAGUGGCGCUGCACACGUUUGCGAGAAGUCACCUGCCAUAGCAGCUGUUCUUUGUGAAUUUCCAUUAAAGUUUUGCUAAAUUGAAAACCACCUUUAAAACCAUUUACAUGCUGGAGAUUGUUGUUGUUGUUAAACAUGG
Messenger RNA from Electrophorus electricus (electric eel), 3286 nucleotides. Its product is annotated as T-cell differentiation antigen CD6-like. Gene Ontology annotation, molecular function: serine-type endopeptidase activity. Gene Ontology annotation, biological process: zymogen activation; cell-cell junction maintenance. The record is from RefSeq and is a predicted model, not a curated record. Gene Ontology annotation, cellular component: plasma membrane. Lineage: Eukaryota; Metazoa; Chordata; Actinopteri; Gymnotiformes; Gymnotidae.